Messenger RNA from Notothenia coriiceps (black rockcod), 1529 nucleotides. RefSeq lists its product as uncharacterized. The record is from RefSeq and is a predicted model, not a curated record. The coding region runs from base 86 to 883 and encodes 265 amino acids. Lineage: Eukaryota; Metazoa; Chordata; Actinopteri; Perciformes; Nototheniidae. The transcript has 3 exons.
CAUCCGUCAAAGCAUUUCCGUAUAAACUCAUUCGCCCCGUAGACACUAAACCGUGAACUAUCGCCCCUGUUACCAACUGGAUCCGAUGCAGGCAGUGAGUGCAGAUCUAAGGGCGCCAGAAGCCACUCCGGGGGACCUCAAGAGAAUCAGCCUAAACAUCGAGGUUCUUGAAGAGUUUGCCCAAAAUAUGUCCCGGAACAUAAUCCAGUCUUUCGUGAGCCAAAUAGAAAUGGAGGAGGACUGCAUGACGUCCAAAUGUAUUCAGAACCAGUUAGUUGAAGAGUUCGCCUCAGCGGUGGUUGAUUUGAGAGAAGUUUGGAGAAGUCAAAACAUCGAGGACCACCAAGAUGGUUCCAAGAGUUCAAGAUCAACUGUGGAGAUGGAUCCAGACCUCCAGACCUCCAGAGAGACUUCUCGCCCACCUUUCCCCCAGUCGGGGCUGCCCAUCGUGGGAUCCAUCGAUUACCCCGACGCCCCUCCAACCACGCCUCUCCUCCCAGAGCUCGAGAAGAACCGACAAAGUUUCGACAGGAAGCUAAAAGGAGGCUUGGCGAAGGUUUUCCUGCCUUCACCUCCACCCACUACCCCGAAAUUCAAAGACUCUGACGGAGACCCCAACGACCCCCAGGCGGAGUUGAUGGAGCAUCUGAUGCUCUCGCUGUCCACGGAUGACUUGGAGAGAGAUUAUUUGCCGGUAGGAUCUCAACGUGGAGCCAAGAUGGAGGCUUUUGCGGAGGGUCUUUCGUGCGACAUCAUUGACUGGGUGUUGAGCGAUGAAAACGAAGAAAACAUGGCCGACGAUAGCGAUCUCCACGUGCUCGCCCACCAACUGGCUGAAACCAUCAUCACUUCCUCCCUUGAUGAAGCUAAGAUGCUUGUGUAGUAUAUUAAUGUGAUUUAUGGCAUAGACACACAAAAAUAUUGAAAUCAACCCACACAUUACCUCCAGGCUGACUGCCAAUGUCUCGUUGAAAUGUGAUUUACUGCGAUAAUAUUGUUUUAUAUUAUGAUUUAAAUUGUCUGUCAGAGUUUAUCCCCAAACAUAGUUCAGGUAAAGCUCAUCCAGAGGAGAGUGAAAUAUUACCCGUAGAUAUUACAAAAAGUGAGCAUGCAGAGAUCCAACAAAAAGACGGUUUAAUCGUAGGUAAAACUAAAUCUGGCACUUUUAAUGACACAUAUUUCCUGGAUGCUGUUUAUUAUAGAGGCUGAAUGAAGAACCUGAGGUAAGGGUUUGAGUCCAAGAUGGAUAAAAAAGAGAAGUGCAUUGGCAGUAGAACUAAUAGUUGUUUAUGUCAUUUUGACUGGGAUCCAACUACAAUACCCAUAAAUGUCCUGUAGAUGGCGUCACAGGAGUAAUGGGUUUCUUCAGCAUGAGGUCAGUGAGGGUCAGCGGAGGUAUUACCUAACAACAAUUGGAUAUAUGUGUGCCAGAUUGUUGAAUGUGUCUUUUAAAUAGCUUGUGUUGUUUGCCUGGGUUUGUUUUUUUUAUUUAUAUAAUCAAUGCUGAUAAUAAAAACGUUAUUUUUGAA